Molecule: messenger RNA, 3644 nt
Organism: Coregonus sp. 'balchen'
Lineage: Eukaryota; Metazoa; Chordata; Actinopteri; Salmoniformes; Salmonidae
Source: the annotation of a GenBank genome assembly
GAGAAAGGGAGAGAGAGAGAAAGACAGAGAGAACUUUUAGUCAGGUUUGUUAUAUUUGACUAUGUGGAGGAGUGAAGUCAAGCUUGCACCUGACACUUUUUUGGAGUACUCAUAGCGCGCUAUAGGAUUGCCAAAACAAUGAUGUGAUAUAACGUGAUACCAUUGGAAAAUAACGGAAACGCACCAGAGAGAUGCCGCCAGAGGGAGUGAUUUUAACGGACCUAAUAACCGCCACAGCUCGCGCCACCGGGGACCGGAUGGAAUACAAACGGAAUAGUCUAUGAGUAGAAGUGACUCACCUUUUAUAAAGUCCGUUAUUUAUGGUGAGCGUACGAUCCGCUGUGCUACAGCACGUCAACACGUCAGAUAACGGUCACCUUGUCCUCGCCUGUAAAUGAAGAAGAUCUUAAAUUAGCCUGCUGAACAAACAUCGUCAAACUAAAAAAGGACCCAAGAUGAAUUAUGCGGUUUGGAUAUCGACUAUGUGGGACUAGAGAUGUGACUUCUCUCCUUUUUUGAAGUCAUAAAAGUUAUCAAGUAACCUAACGGAACACUCAACUAAGCUCUCAAGGUGAGUUCAGUUCACCAUAAUUGAAAAUGGUUCAAAUGAAUAUUUCAAUGAUUAAUAUACAUAGUAAGUGUAUGGAUUAUUGCUGUUUUUGGUGUCAAAUGUAAAGACUGAUAGCUUAAUUACAACUUUUUAAUAGCCCCUAUCUGUAGCCCCGCCCCGCACCAUGAUACCUUUUUAACAAAAGAAAGCAUUUUCUGUUGUCUUCCAAUGUUGAACUGUGUGUGUGUGUGUGUGUGUGUGUAUGUAUACUUGUCACUCAGCCUGUGUUGUGAGAACCCAGCGUUACAUUUAUAUAGGCCAACCCACUUGGCUGCUCGUUACUAUGGGAACCGUGGCCCUGGCUGGCUCAGGCUGAGUGGGCUGCUGAGGGCUGUGCUGUGUGUGUGUGUGUGUGUGUGUACAUGAGCUUCCAAGAUGGAGAAAGGACAUUACAUAAUAAUUAUAUAUUUGUGAAAUGAAAGAUGUACCAGGAACAGUUAGUUCCCUCUAACAGGAACUCAUUCAACAGUCUGUUAUGCUCCUGUACUGAAUAAUACAAUGACUAAACAAGUGAUAGCAAGAGACAGGCCAUUUUGGUGCUGUGUUCUGGACAUGAUUCAGUAACAACGUUUUCGUUCUCUCUCUCUCUCUCUCUCUCUCUCUCUCUCUCUCUCUCUCUCUCUCUCUCUCUCAGAUGGCCCUCAGUCCCGUCCUCCUCUUCCUCCUCUCUCUGAUUGGCUGCGGCCACUCCCAGGAUGACAUCAUCGACCCCGGCCUGGCCCCUCCCCCUCCUCUGGGUUGCGGUGUGAAUGUGGACCCCGUCUACCGGACGCUGUGUGACCUGGAGUCUGUGUGGGGGGUGGUGUUGGAGGCCGUGGCCUGUGGUGGAGCCAUCACCUCCCUGGUCCUCUCCGUGGUUCUCCUAGCCAAGCGUCACUCCGUCCUUGACCCAGAUCGGCGCUCUGGCCUGGGGCCUCUUCUCCUCCUGCUGGCCUCCCUCCUAGCUCUCUUCACCCUGUCCCUGGCCUUCCUGGUGGGGCGUACUGAGACCCUGUGUGUGGUCCGCCGGGUCCUCUGGGGCCCGCUGUUCGCCCUGUGCUUCUCCUGCCUCCUGGCCCAGGUGGUGCGGUUGAAGAGGCUGGUGUCUGGAAAGUCUAGCCCCAAAGGGAGCUCCCUGGCUGGGCUUGGCGUGAUCCUGGCCCUGGUCCAGGGGAUCAUCUCUGGAGAGUGGCUGCUGCUGACAGUGGUGAGGGAGGGCCACGGGGCCUGCGACUACCCACCGUUAGACUUUGCCCUGGUUUGCAGCUACGCCCUGGGGCUGCUCCUGACCGCGCUGGGCCUCUCCCUGGCUGUGGUGCUGUGUGGAGGGGACGGGGGAGAGGACGAGGCAGAGGAGGGGAGCGACGGAGGGUGCGAGCGUCGUUGGAAGUGUAACGCCGUAUGGCUCUUCCUGUCCUGCCUGGCGUCCCUGUUGCUAUGGGUCUCUUGGCUUGUGCUCUAUCUCUAUGGCGACGCUGCGUUGAGGGGGGCGCGGUCGGGUGGCGGGGGAGGGCGGCGACCGGACUGGGAUGAGCCGGUGUUGGCGGUUGCCUUGGUGGCACAAGGCUGGAUCCUCCUGUUAUUUCACGCUAUCCCAGAAGCCCACCUGUGUCUGAGGGACCCGCCAGCCCCCAGCCAGCACGACUACUUUGAUACCAGUCAGCCCCUGCAGCCCUGCUUCCAACAGGAGGUGCCAUUACCUACACACACACUUACACACAGGCCCUACGCAGAUAACCAGGCCUACUCUAUCGAGGAGCACAGCGCAGGUAUACUGUGUGUGUGUGUGUGUGUGUGUGUGUGUGUUGGUUGUGUGAAAGGCUAUGUGUGGGUUUAUGCAAAUAUUGUGUACAUGCAAAAAGGUUUAAGUCUAAAUAGAAGGAUUGUCUACAGAAAAAAAAAAAACUAUUAUUAUUGUACAGUGAAACCUGGCUAGUAACACUCCCUUUAUUUGUGUUUGCUCUCUCCCUGGGUGGUGUCUCAGCACUGAGAGGUGGGUCGUACCAUAACGGACACGGGGGGAUGCGUCCUGGGAUCCCCUUCAGAGGCCACAUGUACCAGCCCACUGAGAUGGCCCUGGUCAUGAACGGAGGAACGGUCAGUGUGUCUUAUCUCACACACACAAACGCACAAGCACCCAUGUACAUAUUAAAUUAUUGGUUAGAGCCCUGAGUGCUGAUUGGCUGAAAGCCGUGGUAUAUCAGACCUUAUACCACGGGUAUGACAAAACAUUUAUUUUUACUGCUCUAAUUAUGUUGGUAACCAGUUUAUAAUAGCAAUAAGGAACCUCAGGGGGUUGUGAUAUAUGGCCAAUUUACCACGGCUAAGGGCUGUAUCCAGGCACUCCACGUUGCGUCGUGCGUAAGAACAGCCCUUAGCCGUGGUAUAUUGGCCAUAUACCACACCUCCUCGUACAUUAUUGCUUAAUUAUAUUAUCUUAUAUUAUUACAUAUUACCUCAACUACCUCUUACCCCAGUACACUGACUCGGUACCAGUAUUCCUUGUAUAUAGCCUGUAUAUAGCGUUGCUAUUGUUUUUUAUUGUGUUACUGUUUUCUUUUUAUCUAUUUGCAAAUGUUCUUACUUUUUAACUGCAUUGUUGGGAAAGGGCUUGUAAGUCAGCAUUUCACGGUAAAGUUUACACUUGUUGUAUUGGGCGCAUGUGACAAAUAAUAUUUUAUUUUAUUUUAUUUGACACAUACACACAUAUACACACACACUAACCACUUGUCUGUCUGUAACAGAUGCCUUCUGCUCCGGUGAACUACACAGGGAGACAACUGUGGUGAGAGGGGAACCUUGGAACCAGUCUCCACGGCAACACGGCAUAUUAUGGUUCCGGAAUGCUCCGGAAUGUUUCCAAAUGUCACUCAUAACCCCAUCAAUGCCUCUACCUCACCUCACCAUUGUCUGUACAAAGCACUGCAACAAGCAAGUUACCCCCAGCCACAGAUCUAGGAUCAGCUCACCCUACCUUUUUAUACACUUUGGUCAUUGAGAGGCAAAGGGAAAAACUGAUUUGAGAUCAGUGCUCACAAGAAAUGUCACUCCUGGU